GUUCUGAAAACAGACUUGUGAGGAACUGCACGGGCAGCCUGGCAGAAGGAUAACAGCACUGCGUUCUGAUAACUCCAACGGGAACGCAACAAGGUAGGCAAAAUGGCCCUGAUUCAACCUGAGACCAGUAGUUCUGCGGUUAUUUCUCAAGAGGUUCCACAAAAUGAUUUGCCAGAUAUAACAGAUCAGAAUUCUAGAGAACCAACAGAUAUACCGAGAUCACUCAAAAUAUUUUUUUCAGGAGAACCUGAAGCUCUUGGGGUAACUCAGAUAUUUACAGGAAUAAUGCUUUGUGCGUGUGGCAUAAGUUUCGCCUCUGUUCUAAUGGCACCAGUGGAACAACAUAUGUUUGUAUCUAUCAUUCCCCUUGUGUGUGGAUUCAUGUACACCAUUUCUGGAUCACUCUCGGUUGCUGCCUUUAACAAACCAACCAUAGCAAAGGUAAAAGCCAGCCUGGCACUUAACACAUUGAGCUCAGUAAUAGCAUUACUUGCAAUGUUAAUAUUCAUCGCAGCCUUUUUACUUUUUGGUUUUAUUGUACGAGGAUCUGGAAUGUAUUGCGCAUGUUAUAAGGAAAACUCGCCGUGUGAAGGACACACUUCUAGAUCGAACAUAUUGUUUGGUAUAAAUAUUUUUUAUUUGUUUUUCACCAUUUUGGAGUUUUGUAUCAGCUUAUCCACAUCAAUUUUUGCAUGCAGAACUAUGUGUCUGAGGUCUGCCAAUGAAAUGACAGUGGUGAUAUAUCAGGCACAGGGCUCUCUAGCUACUAACACAGGACACGCUAGUGUGGAUGCUGGAGAUACACUGAAACCUUCUCAAGAUGAUGAUGAGGCUUGUACCAUAAGGCUUUCUAGACAUGAUGGUGAUAAUAAUGGGAAGAACCAGUGAUUAAUGUUGGCAGAAAAGUCAUCAUGCUCCAGCUGAGAUAUAUGGGCAUACGGUCCCGUACAUAACAAACCCAAUAUAAAUGUGUCACCGGUUAUGGAGAUUUAUAUGUACUGACAUUCACGGACAUAAUCUUAGCAUUCCCUGUGAAUAAUGGCAUAACAUGCCCAGGAUGCAUCUUUGCCUUGAUUUGCAAAAGAAAUGACUUGAUUGAGUCCAGACACAAUUUUUUAAUGGCUUGUGACACUGAUAAAAUAAUGUGUUUAGUAACAUUCAGAUAUAAUGUGACUUAAUCUAAAGCUGGCCAUACACUGACAGAUUGGCGAAGACACCAAACGAGCAGAUCUUUCUCAUUAUGCCCUCCUUAAGGGCAUAAUGGAUUGAUCCCUGGGGCUGAACAAUCGCAUCACCUUGACGGGAUACAAGCCAUCGGGAUGAGGACCACAUCAAUGCACCAUGCACUAGGUUUUUAGAAUCUGCCUAAUUGAUAUCUGGUUUUUGGCCAGGUAUAGGUAAGGUAGGCAUGUCUAAGGGCUAGAGAUGUAGCGAACUGUUCGCCGGAGAACUAAUUCGCACGAAAAUCGGCUGUUCGCAAGUUCGCAAGU
This is a messenger RNA of Xenopus tropicalis (tropical clawed frog), 1490 nucleotides long. Its product is annotated as membrane-spanning 4-domains subfamily A member 4A. Gene Ontology annotation, cellular component: membrane. Lineage: Eukaryota; Metazoa; Chordata; Amphibia; Anura; Pipidae. Bases 103 to 888 code for a protein of 261 amino acids. The record is from RefSeq and is a predicted model, not a curated record. The transcript has 7 exons.